Molecule: messenger RNA, 1728 nt
Organism: Antechinus flavipes (yellow-footed antechinus)
Lineage: Eukaryota; Metazoa; Chordata; Mammalia; Dasyuromorphia; Dasyuridae
Product: histone H2A type 2-B-like
Exons: 1
Coding region: 759-1139 (126 amino acids)
Cellular component (GO): nucleosome
Molecular function (GO): protein heterodimerization activity; DNA binding; structural constituent of chromatin
Source: RefSeq, a predicted model, not a curated record
UCCCCCUGAGCAGGCUUGCUCGGGGCGGGAGAGGACUACAGACAGACCAGCACCUUCCCGAACUAAGGGGAAGGGGUGGGAUGCACCACGCAGGGAGGGAAUUUGGAGGUUUUGCCGGGUUCUGCUAGCGUCCUCCGAACCUCCAAGCAGCAGGGGAUGAAAAUCGCCGAUGAGCGCCCCAACACCGUGGUGAAAGACUUGCUUACGGAGCCUGCUGUCUCCCCACAUCCUGCUCCCUCCCUUCCCUCCCUUUCCCUCUGUCUCCGAGCAUCCUGUGCCCUCAUGGCCACUCUCUGGUCACCCAGCAGCUCGGGUUCCCGCCCCGCUCUAGCCGCAGGUCCAUUCGCUCAAUGACCAAACUGGAGCCCAAUAAAAACGAGAGAAACCAGAGGUCGUUCUCUGGAGCCGGGGCAAGUGUGCUCGCAGGCCUAUGCAAAUCGCGGAUCGGAAGACGCUCCAAUCGGAGCGCAGCUCGGAACCCGUGGCGGCCAAUGGGAAGUCAGAAGCGAUUAGGUCUUUAUUUAUAUUUGCCAGCCCCUCCCAGGCUCUGCCAGCUCUUCCCUGUCGCUGUUGCUCCAACCCCGAGCGUGCAGCUCUCCGCGGCCCGCCAAGCGGCCUCUGCAGCUCCCCGGCGCGGAGUGAGGUAGGCGGCGCAGCGAGUCCGCCUCGGGAGGAGCAGGAGGCUCCGGCCCGGGGAGCCGGGACCUCGCCGCUGACCGCGGCGCCUUAUCCCUUCGCAGAUUGUCUCUCCUCCCGCGAUGUCCGGCCGAGGAAAGUCGGGAGGCAAAGUCCGGGCCAAGGCCAAAUCGCGCUCCUCCCGCGCGGGACUGCAGUUCCCCGUGGGUCGCGUCCAUCGCCUUCUGCGCAAGGGCAACUACGCGGAGCGCGUGGGGGCGGGCGCGCCGGUCUACCUGGCGGCAGUGUUGGAGUACCUGUCGGCCGAGAUCCUGGAGCUGGCGGGCAACGCGGCCCGCGACAACAAGAAGACGCGCAUCAUCCCGAGGCACCUGCAGCUGGCCAUCCGCAACGACGAGGAGCUCAACAAGCUGCUGGGCGGAGUGACCAUCGCCCAGGGCGGCGUCUUGCCCAACAUCCAGGCCGUGCUGCUGCCCAAGAAGACCCAAAGCUCCAAGAAGUGAGGUGCCGCCCUCGGGGGGAGACCCAGCUGGGGGGCGGGAGCCCGGCAUCCCAGGGACCGGAGCUGUCUGCAUCUAUUUGGCCCUGGGCCCAGCUGGGAGGAGCGGGCGAGGUUCAUCCCUUUUCGUAGGGGCAGCCGGGGUGGGCUGUGGCUUAAGACUCUGCGUCUAGAAGACUGGACUGUUUUCCCGGUGCGCUCCUGGGAAAAGCCCCCAGAUCUAUCGUUAGGAGUUGCGGGGCCAAGAUGUCUACCUGUGCUCCCCUGAGGUGUAGAUGCCCCUUUACCCUGUGGAUGAGGUCGCCCCAGAGCUGACCCACAAAGUGCACCUGAGGUGACCGGAUUAGGGGUGGACUAGACGGGAUGCGGGAGGUGGCCCCUCCCCUACACGUUUUUUUCUCCUAAAAAAAAAACACCCUGUUUUUUGGGAGCUCCCUAUAUUUCCUAUUGGUGGGUGGAAUCUAUUUAUUAACUUGUAUGGGCGGAGUCACUUUAUUGGUGGGGGGUGGGGCGGGGAUGUGCUCUGACUUUGUCCUUUUGGUUCCCAAAAUAAACAGCUCUAUGGUGGCGUCACCGUUACCCCCCCUUCCUCA